ACUUCAAUGCUAGUGAUCUUUGCUUCUUCCAGCAUGCUGGCAUUUGUCUGCCUGUCUAAGUCUAUGGAGGCCAUGGAAGCCCACAGAUGACCUUGGCCAAUUCACACUCUCCCAACUUUAGAGGCAAGCAAAGACAAACUCCUUUGUAGUAAAUCUUACCAAGAAACCUUGUGAUAUGUUUGCUGGAAACUAUGUGAAUACACCCAACAAAAACAACAUCUAUUUUUUAAAAAUUCCAACGCACUCAAUGCCUAGCCUCCAGCAGCUGUGUUUCUCGGGUACAUCCUGCCCUCUGUCUGUGAUGAAUAUUCAUGACAAAGCCUGUCUGGUUUCCAAUGGAGACAGUAAACACACACCAGGAAAGCCUGGACUCUCUUGAGUGUUUUGUUUCAGCUCCGCAAGCAGAAGGAAAGCCAGCCGUAGUACUACCUACGUACAAUAACAGACUCCUGUUACACUUUCAGUGGAUAGUCUGGGAAUUUCUAUAGGGAUGUAGCCAUUAGAAAGCACACAUCUUUGUAGCAUGUCUUUUAGAGACAGAAAUACAAAACAUGACAGAAAGCUGAUAACUUAAGCCUUUCGAUAACUUUCUGGCUUAAAUAGACACAUACUCAAGUUACCACCCCAUGACUUACCUCCAUGCAUUGUACAAACUCAGUGAUCUAACAAAAUGGUGUUGGGCUAACCAGUUUUGCAUGUGAUCCACAUUUAUUCAAGAAAUUGCAGGAUCUCAUCACGCGGUUGGUAGAAAUGUUGCCUGUUAGACACUGGGGCUUUCUUUACACUUCUUGGACAAGAUUUCUGUAUGUAAUCAACCUUAGAUAAAAUGUUGGGCAAGACCAUUAUGAAUUUUUGGAGUCUUGCUAGCUCUUAAUACUGCACAGUGGAGAAAACACGUAGAAGAUGGGGAGCAGAGCAAAUGGACUCAGGAGAAGUACAUCAGCAGGGUACCGAUCACCAGCUCCCAGCCCUGGGAGGGUUUUAACGUCAUCUUCAUCUCCUUCACUGAACAGCAACCAGUCUGCAAAGACCCUUCUUGCCACCACACAGAGCUCGGGAAAACCAUCCAGCAAAAGCCAGGGAGAAGAGAAAGUUGCUCUGGAUCAGGUUCAACAAGACAAGGUUUGGAGAGAGUUUGUGGAGGCUGAAAGAAGGACAACCAGAUAUUGGUAUCAGAACUGGAGUUUUCUAAAGGAUUAUGAUCCAAUGGGCAGGAAAAAGGAGCCUGAACCACUCCCUGAAUACAUGUCAGUCUUUUCAGACAAAAUUCCUAACACCACCAGCCAUAUGGUUGGCAGCAGAAUGAAUACUGAUCUUGGUAAAACCUUGGUAAAAAUGGAUUUCUUCCUCAACUAUGGAAGAAGGAAAAAGAAACUUGACCAGGAACUCCAGGCUUCCUAGAGUUAAAAAGCAACCUUCUUGUUUUAAAAAGAAUAUACUGCUCACUUUGCAAAGGAUAAAACACCGCAAUAUCGGCAAAAUUAUAUUGUUCUCCUCCAAAUGCCAAAUUUGUAGACACUAGCCAAUAAGAGUACAAAUUCUGUCCAAAUAAGUUUUCUAGCAAUUUAAAACUUACUCAAAGUUGGCUCACAUGAUCCUGGAAAGAUGAAUAUGGGUCAGAACUUAAACAAAACAGGACUUCUGACAGGCAUGUGUAGAUGCAAAUGUAGAAUUACCUGCCUUGGUUUAUAUAGAAACCUGAUAGAUCUAUAAUGGAAAAGAUUGUGUUCAAGUGAUUUGUUUAUGGCUAACUUUGCCAUUUAGGUGCUACUAAUGGUAGAGAAGUAACCCUUGCUCGUGAUCUCUUUUUGUGGUUUUUGAUCUCUGAACCAGAUUCAGGACUUUAUCACACGAGGCAGAUAAAUUGAAAUUACACAUGCUAAUAGGACGUUUGCCUUGUAUUUAUCAAAUGACAUUGUGUCUGUCUUGUUUGCAUUUCAAGCACUCCUUUUCAUUGAUGGGGAAAACCCACUGAUGGCUUUUAAUAUUGCUGCUGUUUCAGUAUUGCCCUGGUGUGAUGUGACCCUUUUGCUACAGUUGUGAUUUUUCAGUAAUCUUGUGGUGUGUGUGGACAUUAUCACUGUCUCUUUUUCUCACUAUUCCCAAGCAGAGUGAGGCUGCUUUUACUCAAUUUUGCUUGAUUUUUAAAUGAUUUUCUUUAAUUUAUAAUUAUUUUGAUGUUAUUGCACAAUCACACCAGAAAUAUUUUUAAAACCAAAAGGCACACAUGUGCUGGGUAGAGCAUGCAAAGGCAGAAAGGUAAGGUUAGGAAAGUGAUGCAAAAGAGUGAUCAUGGGUUGUGCAUUGCUUGAGCAGAAUCAUAGCACAAGUGCAAAGCAAUGGGAUCGUGAUGGUUUUAAUACGGGUAAUUUUGCUUUUUCUUCAACAGCAUGAUUACUGUGAAGCAAAUGCACGUGUGACAAAGUCCUCAGACUGGAUGGCCCUUUGUCUAGAAGGCAGGCUCGGAUGUCACAUGGCCAUCCAAGUUCCUAUUAACACCUGUACACAUUUUGGAUUAAAUGUUUUGACAGUAAACAGAGAAAUGUGUAUUAGAAGGAACUAGGAUGGCCAUGUGACAUCCAAGCCUGCUUUCUGGACAAAGGGCCAUCCAUUCUGAGGACCUUGCCACAUCAACUUUGCUUCACAGCAUCACAUCUUCAAAACUUGUUCAGCACAGCUUAUGUCAAAUGAUGAGGUCCAACAUUACUGAAUCCAUAGUACUUUAGUAGUUGAAUCCACCAACAUUCAGGUUGAGUUUGAUCACCUGCCGACCACACAGUGGCCAUCCUUGGAAAUUACACCGCUUGUUUCAUUAAAUGGGCCCAUGGCAGCUUUCAGAAUGAUACAGUGACCUAUAAAAGGAGAUGCAGAUAAAAAAUAUUAUUUGAUUAAAGGUUACAGUGGGCUUCGGAUCUAACCUUGUGUUCGGCAGAAGCCAUUGCAGGGAACAGAAUGCAAGGAUGAAUCCCCGAGGGAAUGCUGCUGGCAAGGAGACUGACUGGUGACUUCUUCAACAGAUUGAGCUGCCAUAUGUUGCUACUGCCAUUUGCUAUGCUUUAUAAGAAGAUUGCUUAAGGGUGUGGAAACAUGACGAUGCAAUAACCACAACAUAAAACUGGAGUGUGAUAGAGAACUGGA
Anolis carolinensis (green anole) is the source of this 3138-nucleotide messenger RNA. It is a transcript of the gene cimip5, whose product is annotated as chromosome 1 C2orf50 homolog. The transcript has 3 exons. The record is from RefSeq and is a predicted model, not a curated record. The coding region runs from base 904 to 1401 and encodes 165 amino acids. Lineage: Eukaryota; Metazoa; Chordata; Lepidosauria; Squamata; Anolidae.